CCAGCACCAGCACCAGCAGCAGCAGUAGGCGCCCAUCACCCGGAACAACAGCGUAUCCGCAGCGUCCGUCGUGUCGUGUGUCCGUGUUUGUGUGCGGGAAUAAUAUCGUCACGGCGUGAGCGCUUCCCUGAGACUCUUUUGCUGGGCUAUUGCUUCGUUUCGUUUCAUUCGCCUCGGGAUCGAUUUUCUUCGGACCUAAACCUGAACCUGAACCUGACUGACUGACUGACAAUACAGUUCCCCCAUACAUACCCUCACCUACCGCUCCCCCCGUGCCCCCCCAGGAGCAUCCAGCACAGUGCGUGUUGCGUGUUUGGUUUGGUCGCAGAUCGCAGAAACAUCGAGCAUUGCACCGGAUUUUGGAGCUUGCAGCAGCGAGCAUGGAGUAGAGGCGACCUCACGACGAGUGUACUGACUGGUCGAUGGCAGUAGUCAGCGUUCUGUCCUGUUGAGUUUGAGCAGCAGCAGCAGUCGCGUAGCUCUCCACAGCCAGGGGAUGGAUCCCUAGGAGGGUGAGGGAGAGGCGCUAAGCAGUUGCAGCACACCAUUAGCAGCGCUUCAUCUUCAAACGCAGCAUCUUCAGCGCAGACACACAUCCGCUCGCUUGCAACUUGCUCGCUCGCUCGCUCUGCUCGGCUGAUGGAUACGGCGGUGCUCAUCUCCUGUCUGGCGCUGGUCGGCACGCUCCUGAUCGUGCUGCUGCUGCUGUGCCGGCUGGUGCAGCCGUACGACAUCGCCUGGUUCCUGUCGAACCGCGAGGACAAGCUGAACCUCUCCAAGAUGCGGCUCUACAACGCGAACGGCUAUCUCAUGCACUCCGGUUCCGAGAUUCUGCUCGGUUCGACCGGCAGCUUCCGGCGCUUCGACUCGGUCGAUCGGGACUACAAACCGCAAUACCACCACCACCAUCACGGGCAAGGUCCAGGCAGCGCACCGUCGGCAGCGACGGUGGUAGCAGCGGCAGCGGGUGGUGCAGUCGUGGUGCCACCCUGGCGGCACUCGAUCGACGACACGACGGACACGAUACCGCCGCAACCCCUCCGCCCAGCACCGUCACCGCGCGAGGCGAAGCUGUCCCGAAGCGAGAAGCCCAUCCACCGCCAAACAUCGGAACCGAAACCGGCGUCCCGGUCGAUCAUUAUCUCGCCCAUACCGCGCCCGGUACCACGAAAGCAGCACUCGGCACCGAUUUCCUUUCCUCUGCCCCUGCUGGCGUCACCGCGCGACAAACGGACCAACCAGCCAGCCGGGCCAACCACCCUUACCACCUCCACGAACCCGUUCGUCGUCCAGGAGGAGGAAGAUGGUCCGCUGCUCGGUGAGGACCGACGACCGCCGGUGACUCGUGGGACAACGGUUCGAGCACGACCACAACCAUCACCACUAUCACCACCAGCAGCAGCAGCAGUACGUAGCCCUUCCCUUCGAACACCACAAACCAGUGGCAGUGUGUCGGUGUUCCGUUCAGCGCUCAAGUCGGCCAACAAUCCCUUCCUGCUCGAUUCACCGACGCUCGCCCUCAACCGGCACAAUCAACAAAACACCAACCAGCAACCACAGCAGCAACAGCAGCAGCAGCAGCAGCAGCAGCAGCCGGCGUCCUGCGUGUUCAACUUCGAUCCAGCAAUGGUGCACUCGUUGUUUAACCGGCCCGUACCCGGCCUUGGAACGAUGGUUUCACCAACACCGCCACCGGUGCAGACGACGAUCGCUUCGACGCCGACGAUGACGACGACGACGACGUGUACGGUGGAGGAGGAUCCGCUACGGCGGGCGGAGAAGCGGCUCAGCAAGAUGGAGAACCUGCGGAAGAUGUCGCGGUUGAUCGAGAGCAAUCAGCUGCUGCUCAACAUCUACCAGCAGUUUAACCGCACGAUUACGGAGCAACCGGAGGAGACGGCGGGAGCUGGUGCUGGUGCUCGUGCUGGUGGUGGUGGUGGUACACCACCAUCACCGUCGCCACCGUCGGUGUCGCAGGCGGAGACCGCAGGCGAGACCACUUCGCCGUCGGCACCGAGCAGCACCGAACCGCCACCGCCACCGCCGUCGUCGUCCUCGUCGUCGUCGUCGUCGCGUCCUCCUUCUUCCGCAACCGUCGUGCAGCUGACCGGAAGUGGUGAGCUGGUGUCACCACCAGUGCGCCCCGCCGGUCACAACCGGUACCACGAUUCGCCCCGUACCGACGCGCUCGACUGCAUCCGCGUACCGACCGUGUCCCGUGGCAUCAAACACAUCCUCCGGAAUCGAUCCUUCUCCGAGACGGAGUUCAGCGAGCGGACACUGAUCAAAUCGUUUGCGCUGCUGGCCGAACAGGAGCAACCGGUCGGUUCAGCGCCACACACGGUAUCGCACCCUUCGUCCCAGCGUGAUCUAACCCGUGGGUACGUCACGAGUGUUGGUGGUGGAACCGGUUCCGGUUCCGGUUCUGGUUCUUCCGGUGCGAGCGAGAGAACCGCAACGGCUGGUAGCCAACGGUCGGUGUACCAGCACCGAGGUAGCAACGAGACGCUGCACAAGACGGUCUCGGAGUCGUUCCUCGGUCAGUACUUCUCCUUCGGUUCCGAGCGGUUCCGAAGCGGUUCGUCGACCGUGCUACCGUCGUCAUCGUGCGAGUCCGUCGCCUCGCAGUCAUCGGUCGUGUUUGCCGAUCUGGUGCACGCCGACCGUAGCCCGACGCAACCGGUCGCCGGUUACCUCUGCAUCGCGCUGCAACCGGACAAAAGCGGCAACACGGCCGGGAAGCAGGAGUCGGAGCUGGUCCUUACGGUGCAGGAGGCGAAGGACCUCGUCGCUGGUGCGGCCAGUGUGCCGACCAGCGAUUCAGCGACCGAGACGGAAACGUUCGUCCGUGUGUUGCUGCGGAGGGGGGCAGCAGCAGCAGCAAACGAGGACACAGUGCAGACCAAGGUCAGCCGGGGGCCCGCGAAUCGGGCGAGCUUCCACGAAACGUUCAGCUUCUGGAUCAACGCCAACGGGCCGACGGGCGGUAACGGCGAGCGGCCGACGCUCGCAUUCCAGGUGUACCAGAGUACGGCACCAGGCGCCUCCACCACCAGCAGCGGCUCGCACACACUCAUAGGUGAGGCGGAGCUGCAGCUGACCGACGCCAUACAGCGACCGCUGACCACCUGGUUGAAGCUGAGCGAUGCUAGCCGGUGCCGCCCUUGGCCCGACCUUGGCGAACUCAUGUUUUCCCUCAGCUACCUACCGACGGCGGAGCGGCUCACGGUGGUGGUGGUGAAGGCACGCAAUCUGGCCCUCAAAGCACCGCGGCACCCGGCUUGCCCAACCAAUGGCAACCGGCGGGACAGCCAGGCGGGAGGGGAACCGCAGGCGGAAACAACCGCCGCGGUCCCCACGGCGGACCCCCCGGACUCCGGUGGCAGCGUGUUCGUGAAGGUUUACCUGCUGCAGAAUGAUCAGAAGGUUUCGAAGAAGAAGACCUCGGUGAGGCGGGCGGAACGCUGUCCGAUCUACAACGAGGCGAUCAUCUUCAGCGUGCCACCCUACCUCCUGAAUGCCGUACAGAUACGCCUGUCGGUGGUGCAGAUGCUGAACCGAACGGAGGUGGUGUCCAACAACGGGACGCCGCCGCCACCGUCACUCGAUGCUGGGGAACCGAUGCUCGGUCGGCGCAAGUCCAGCAUCAAGCUGGUAUCGCUCGGGCACGUCAUCAUCGGUAGCGGUACGACCGGUAAGGCGCUGCGCCACUGGCACCAGAUGCUGACGGCACUCCGUAAGCCGGUAGCGAUGUGGCACGGUUUGCGCAGCUCCUCGGAUCGCAGCAAGCCGCCAGCCACCGAUCUCGACUCGGACCAACCACCCAAGGCACGCAGCGAAUGAUCGGUGCCAGGUGUACGCAGGAAUU
Molecule: messenger RNA, 3868 nt
Organism: Anopheles darlingi
Lineage: Eukaryota; Metazoa; Arthropoda; Insecta; Diptera; Culicidae
Product: mucin-5AC
Exons: 7
Coding region: 640-3843 (1067 amino acids)
Biological process (GO): regulation of dopamine secretion; microtubule-based process; calcium-ion regulated exocytosis
Cellular component (GO): microtubule
Molecular function (GO): calcium-dependent phospholipid binding; clathrin binding; calcium ion binding
Source: RefSeq, a predicted model, not a curated record